This is a messenger RNA of Brienomyrus brachyistius, 1851 nucleotides long. It is a transcript of the gene itm2bb, whose product is annotated as integral membrane protein 2Bb. The record is from RefSeq and is a predicted model, not a curated record. Gene Ontology annotation, cellular component: plasma membrane; Golgi apparatus; extracellular exosome. Gene Ontology annotation, biological process: negative regulation of amyloid precursor protein biosynthetic process. The coding region runs from base 164 to 958 and encodes 264 amino acids. The transcript has 6 exons. Gene Ontology annotation, molecular function: amyloid-beta binding. Lineage: Eukaryota; Metazoa; Chordata; Actinopteri; Osteoglossiformes; Mormyridae.
UGUGCUCGCACUGGGUGCGUAUCUGCGUCACUGAUAGAUGUUGUCAGUGGGGAGGAGAAGCUGUAGAACAAGAAAAACCAAAAGCGGUUUCCAGAAAAGCGCCGUGCUUCUUGUCUACUUUCGACGCAGAAGUACGACCUCGUACGAAUAAAACGAAAUAACAAUGGUUAAGGUUUCUUUCAACUCAGCCUUGGGUCAAAAAGAUCCGAAAAAAGAGGAGGACAAGAAUGAAGCCUUAAUUCCCGACGAGACGGAUCUGGAGAAUGGCGUGCGGGUCCGACAGCAGUCCAAAGCCUGGUGCUGGUGCCUGUGCUUGGGCCUGGCCCUCAUGCUGGCCGGUGUCGUCGUGGGAGGGGCCUACCUGUACAGACAGUACCUGAUGCAGGCAUGUGGCACAGAAAGCAGUCUGGAGCCACAGGUCUUCGUGUGUGGGGUAGGUUACGUUGAGAAGGACUUCAUGAUCGAGGACGAGGAGCCUAUGCCCCCUCAGCGCUGGAUCCAGGAGAGCAUCCGCGUGCUGGAGGAUGACGAGGUCGAGUUCAUCAAUGUUCCCGUGCCUGAGUUCACCGACAGUGACCCCGCUGACAUUGUCCACGACUUCAGAAGGAACCUGACCGCAUAUCUGGAUCUCAGUCUGAACAAGUGCUAUGUCAUCCCCCUCAACACCUCCAUUGUGCUGCCGCCCAGAAACUUUGUGGAUCUGCUGGUAAAAAUCAAGGCAGGGACAUACCUGCCCCAGUCAUAUCUGAUCCAUGAGCAGAUGAUAGUGACUGAGCGAUUGGACAAUGUGGAUCAGCUGGGGUACUUCAUCUACGGUCUCUGCCGUGGCAAAGAGACCUACAGACUCGAGCGCAGGGACUCCAUUAUUGGUAUGCAGAAACGGGAAGCCCUUGCCUGCCGCAAGAUCUUUCACUUUGAGAACAACUUUGUGGUGGAGACGGAGAUCUGUGAGCAGUAGGCCUCCCUGUGGCCAGCAGGCAGGCCUCUCAGCACUCACCACCUCCCUAGUGCAGUGAAAGUUUUUAUUCAUUUCGAUCUUUCCUUUUUGCGGUGUUUGUGUUUCCAAUUAAUGUGCUCACCCUGAUUAUCCCUUGAAUAACUGUAGCACAGCUUUGUCCUACGUUUCCCAGCAAUAUCAGCAUUCUCCAGAGAUAUCUGGUGAAUCUGAAUCCUUUUUACAUAAAGUUAUGGGGCUCUAGAUUGUGUAGGCAGCUCUGUAUGUGAUUAGCCCUACAUUUAGGCUGGUCUUUUAGACCAGAGAACUGAUAGAAAAUGAAAUCCAGGUCAAAUGUAGAUUUUAGGAUAAAUAUGCACACAGUUUAAUGAGAGAGAGGUUGUUUCAUUUGUAGAUUGGAAUAAAUGUACCUUAAACUUUAAAAAAUAUGUUCAGUUUUUUGUAGGACCACACAAUUCUGUACCACUAUGACGCUAGGAUGCCUAGAAUAUGUGCAUUUUAUUUUCCUGUUUUAAUAAUCUGCUGUAUUACAUAAUACACUGCAAUAUAAAUAUCAUACAGUUAGCUUUUCCAUGUGAUUAUUCAUCUUAAAAUGAGAAUGUAAAAGAUGUGGGGUGUAAUUAUAAGGAUGUUAUUUUUUUUCCAUUUACUUUCGAACGAGAUCUUUUUUUUAAUUUAAAUUUAAGAAAAAAUCUUGAAACAAGAAUAUUUGGAAAGACUGGAAGAGAGUUUUCCAUUAACGUUAUAAGAUUUACAUUUAUAUGUUUUCAUUUAAAGAAAUAUUAUUUUGUUGUAUUUUCUCUUAACUUACUCCAGAUCCUUCUGAUAGACUUGUACUAAUUUGUAUAUAACCUCUAUGUAAAAGAGACAAUAUAAGAAUAAAUCUUCAAAAUUGA